CGGACGUGUCCUACUGACAACAAACACAAAUACAAGGGUGCGAGACCUGGGAUAAAGAACAAAACACUGACAUUUACGCAGCUAAAACUACUACUUGUGUCGUCGGGCGAAUUUCACAAAGGACAUUGACUGUAAGCAGAACGAGUACGUGCUACCCAAGUUGGGACUGAUGUGGAAACCUCUGGGCGUUAUCAUCCAGGCUGCCAUGAUUAUGCCAUAAAAGAGUAGUAUUUACUGUAACAUUUGUGAUUUCAACGUAGUAAGAUCAUGGGCUCCAGGCUCAGCCGACAAAACAGUCUCGACAACGAUAAUUUUUCAAGGAGGCGACGGAAACAUCUCGACAGUACGGGAGAGAGCGAUCGGAGCGGAGACUUCUUGUUUACAUCCUUGAUGCUCAGGUCGGAUAAACUGCCGGGGAUGCUGAGGAGAGCCAACCACAGCCCGUAUGUCAGACGAGUCGCCUGGAUCCGAGAGAUUCAGAAGCUCCUUCGGGAGAGGAAGAGAGAAGAUGCGACGGACGUGCUCAAACUGUUGAGGAAGGACCUGGGAUUAGAGGGUACGUCACUCAAUGAUAUCCUCUAUAAGAACGCAUCCUUUCUAAACCUGGUGGACCCCAUAUCUCAUGAGCUCCUGCUGAGCCUGGCUAGAGACAUGCAGUGCCCAAAGAAGGACUCAGAUACGCAGAAGUCGUCUGAUAAAAUCUGCAGACAGCUCAUCUACCACCUGACCCCUCACUCCAAGUGGCUUAGAAAAAGUAUGACCCGGAGAAAGGCCCAGGCCUGUCUUAAAACAACACUUCAGAAGAAGCUCUGCAGUGACUCUGUGGACCUGUCUGGCAUCCCUUUAUCAACUCGUGACAUACGGCAUGUGGCGUAUUACCUCCAGACCAGUGGGGGCGCUGUGAUAUCCGUAGAUCUUAGUUUCACUGAGCUCCGGGACGAGGGCCUACAUCUACUUCUGCCCUUCCUGGGUGCAUUGCCCAAACUCACAACACUGGCUCUCAAUGGGAACCGUCUGACUCUUGGCAUCCUUAAAGAUCUGACUGAAGCCCUCAAAGAUUCCAAGAAGUUCAGUUGUCUUGCCUGGGCUGACCUGGGCAACAACGUGGACAUAUUUACCAUGCCACAGCCUCUUCUGGUGGCCCUACGGCGACGCUGUAGUCUAAAGGGCAGUUUGCCCACCAUCUAUGAGUACACAGAAGGUCAGCCCUAUUGCUACCGUGUGGAGAGCUCCAUUGAAGAACCCAGCCACUAUGAAGAAGAGGAGGAUGAAGAUGAGGAAGAGGACCUGGAGCCAUGGAGCAUCGGGGAACAGAAAAGUUCAGGUAGUUUUACCCUGCACCAUUGCGAGAGGUGAACCAAUCACAAUCAUUGUCCCCUGACAAUGGGAUAAAGAAAGAAUGGGAGAGCGCAGGCAAGAGAUCUCUCUUCUCUCAGUACCAUUUCUCCCAAUCAACUUUUACCAUCUCCCUCCUCCACUGCAGCUCCAUGACCUUCCCAUUGCGGUUAUGUGUGAACCAACAGCAGCGCAUGUAAAGAGCCAACUAACCACCUGAACACAGCAAACGGUGAAACACGCUGGUUUGAAAUGCUCUUAAAGCUUCCCCAUUGACUUACUGUGUUGGCAGAUGAUGAUCCUUGACUCGAGGUGGGGGUUCAUUGGAGGGGGCCACAGAGAGUCGCGUAAAAGAUGCUUUCUUACGCCACUCUUUGGUCACGAAGAACCAGUGACGGACAAGAAAAUGACCAAUAAAAAAUCCCAGAGUUUGACCGAGUCAGUCGACAGGCUGAUGCAUACCAACGGUGAAUUUGAAGCUCUACGGACCCGGCUUUUAACUAAGGUAUGGUUAGGAAUUUUGUGGGGUCUGGUCAGGUUUGGUCGUAUUUGUCAGUGUUGCAUUGCUGAGGCCGUCUCUGCCGCAGCAGACCGGACCUAUCACCACUCUGUGUGUGCUCUACUAAUCUCCCAACAAAAGCCAUGAAACCAGCUCAACAGACUAUACAGCCGAACCACGUCACGUGACGCAAGCAAAACUGCUAUGUCAAGACUUUUGCAUUUUCCCCACCUUUCCAAAAUGUUCACUUGUGAAUACCCACGCACCACUUGUCGUGUAGUUGUGAGU
Molecule: messenger RNA, 2122 nt
Organism: Sinocyclocheilus rhinocerous
Lineage: Eukaryota; Metazoa; Chordata; Actinopteri; Cypriniformes; Cyprinidae
Product: leucine-rich repeat-containing protein 75B-like
Exons: 5
Coding region: 268-1356 (362 amino acids)
Source: RefSeq, a predicted model, not a curated record